UAGAAGUUCAGAUCAUACGGACUUCGGUCAAAAGUUGGCCAACAUGUCUCUUGAACUUGUUCACUGGUUUAUCAUUGGAUUUUUGUUAAUAUUGCCAAUCCUAUACGAGUUAAGCGGAACUUUCCGAUACCAUGCAAAAUUUGCCCUGUACUACGCCUGCGUCAUGGGCAUUGCCUCUGUGGUCUGCCUGUAUGGCUGGAUAAGACCUGGCGAUGUCAACAAUCAUUGGUUCAUUAUAUGGUCCAUGGUCCAUGUGCAGAACUUAUUUGGAAUAGAAGUAGAAGUUCGCAACAGAGAAAACCUUGAAUCAGACAAGCCUUACAUCCUAGUUAUCAACCAUCAGAGCUCUUUAGAUUGCAUCGGCAUGUUCGCUAUAUGGCCGGACCGAGGGGCUGCGCUGAUCAAGAAAGAUCUCCAGUACGCUGGGCCAUUCGGGCUCGCUGCAACUCUGUGUGGAUCUGUUUUUAUAGAUAGGCUAAACAGAGAACGUGCCUUGGAAACCAUGACAAAUACAGCCAAGAAAAUCCAUGAUAGGAAAGUGAAGCUGCUGGUGUUUCCUGAGGGCACCAGGAACCAUGAAGGAAGUCUCAUGCCAUUUAAGAAGGGGGCCUUUCACCUUGCUGUGCAAGCACAGAUUCCAAUCGUGCCAGUAGUGUUUUCAUCAUACUCAGAAUUCUACAAUAAAAAGGACCGAAAAUUCACAACAGGAAAAUUCAUCAUCACCUGCCUACCAAGUAUUUCAACACGUGGAAUGACGGCUGCAGAUGUCACCGAUCUCACUGAAAAUGUACGCAAGCAGAUGCUGGAAACGUUCAACCAGACCUCAUUUGAGGCAACGCAGAACAAGCUCGCCAGCAAAAUGUCCAUGUCUAAUGGGGCUAAGUAGUCAGCCACGACUCCCCGGUGUUUGUCCAUCAGCCAUUGACAAUAUAUAUAGAUUAUAACUAAUUUUGUAGUAGUCAGUUUCAUGUUAAUUAUGAACACAAGUCGUUCAAAACUGUGCGGUGCGUUUUAUACUGGAUAGAUUGUUGAUAAGAUGAACAUGAAAAUGUGGUAUAUUUUGCUGUUAUGUGGGUGUUUGUUUUAUACUGCUUUUUGCAAUUGUCAGGAUUACAUAUCGUUUUGGAAUGGGUUUUUCACAUUUUUGUAAUUAAUAUUUGUGUUGUUUAUCAGAAAUUAUAAUUUUAAUAUUUUUUCUGAUGCCAUUAAUUUGGAUUUUAUGGAAUUAUUUGUUUAAGACAAUUUAAAUGAAAUUCAUUAUGUUUGAUAAUACUGCUCCUCAAAAACUGUGUUUAUUCCUGUUAACAAAUGAUUAUUUGAUAACCAGUCAAAGAAAAAAGGAAACUAGUUGUUAGUCCCUAACCCAUGUUAGUGUUGUUGGGGCUAGAAAUGUGUCCUUUGUCCAUCCGUUAAAAAACUCGAUCCUGCUAUAUCUCAAACUUGGUGAAGAUACCAGAAUGAAAAUUAUUAUUCCUGAAUAUUAUGCAGGACCAAUUUAUGUAUAUUUUGUUUAGAAACAUUACACCUGAACAGGGUUAGGGCAAACAGGGGACUACAGUGUUGCUUGCAUUUCUAAAUGAGUAUCAAUACCGUUCUUUAUCUACUUUAUUUGUUUAUAUGUGGAAUGCUUUGUUAAUGUUUUUAUAAGAAGUUAUACUGUUGGCAGUUGUUGGCAUUUUUUCAUCAAAUUAGGCAUACAAUAUUCCCAUAUUGUGCCCCAAACAUGUCUGGUGCUGUUUUGUGCUUGUGUUGUUUAAAAUUAUGCCUUUAUGUUUGAAAAUUAUAUGCAAAUGCAUAACUAAAUAGUUUAAAAUUGUGAGUUUAUUGCAGCUGAUUGAAACAUUAUAAAGUCUUCAAUGUAGAUCUAUUCUUUUUUAUGCCCCCGGUAGGGUGGCAUAUAGCAGUUGAACUGUCCGUCAGUCCGUCUGUCAGCCUGUGCGUCCUUCCGAAAACUUUAACAUUGGCCAUAACUUUUGCAAUAUUGAAGAUAGCAACUUGAUAUCUGGCAUGCAUGUGCAUCUCAUGAAGCUACACAUUUUGAGUGGUGAAAGGUCAAGGUCAUCCUUCAAGGUCAAAAGUCAAAAAAUACAAUCCAAGAGAAGUAAUAAGGUUUAAAAGGGAUAUAAUUUCUAAACCUGCCAAAUUAUAUAUUGAAAUUUUAUUUCAAAGCGGCGCAAUAGGGGGCAUUGUGUUUCUGACAAACACAUCUCUUGUUUAAUCUGGAAAGAUGCAUUUUAUUGAAAACAAAUGCAAACAAAUAAAACUAUUUCAUGUAUUUUCUUCUAUAUUAUCUGUGUUAUUUUGCUAGAUACAUUGUUGUUAUGUUAGGUAAAGUGCUUCUGUCAAAAUUUGUGCUGGGUCAUGAAUAAGAUCAUGUUAAGGUAAGGAUUCUGAACCGGACUUAAUUGGCUUACUGCUGGUCAUUUACCUGCAGAUUCGGGUAGGCUGGCUUGUCAAGACCAUACGUGUUACCGUCUUCCACUCGCAGCCAAAACAGUGUUCAUAAAUGAACACCCACAUUGUUAUUUAUUCUCUGAUUUGUAUGUAAUCAUUUCAUAUGUCUUUUUUUAAUAAUUAUUAUAAUAAAGAGUAAUUAGACUUUGUUCUUCCAAAAGUUUUGUUACCAUGAGGUGUUGUAACACAUUGACAGAAAUGAUUGAAGAUUAGCUAAGUUGAAUAAAUUGCUUUAAUACUUGCAUUAAAUGGUUUAAUACUUGCAUACAUUGGUUUAAUACUUGCAUACAUAAGUUUAAUACUUAAAUGCAUUGGUUUAAUAUUUUCAAAGUUGCAUAUAUUGGUUUAAUUGUUACAUAUAUUGGUUCAAUACUUGCAUACAUUGGUUUAAUACUUGCAUACAUUGGUUUAACACUUGCUUAGUUGCAAACAUUGGUUUAAUAGUUACAUAUUUUGGUUAGAUACUUGCAUACAUUGGUUUGAUACAUGCAUACAUUGGUUAAAUACUUGCACAUAUUUAUUGAAUACUUGUGCAUAUUGGUUUAACAAUUGCUUACAUUGGUUUAAUACUUGCACAUAUUGGUUUAAAGCUUGCAUAAAUUGGUUUAAUACUUGAAUACAUUGGUUUAAUAAUUGCAUGCAUUGGUUUAAUAGCUGCAUAUAUUGGUUUAAUACUUGCAUGCAUUGGUUUAAUACUUGCAGACAUUGGUUUAAUGCUUGCAUACAUUGGUUUAAAGCUUGCAUAAAUUGGUUAAAUAGCUGCAUAUAUUGGUUUAAUACUUGCUGGAAACUUAGAUAAGUAGCCACUAAAGCUAAUACAACAAACAACUGGCUUUUCAUGUAUUUAAGCACGCCAUUGCAAUAAUAGUAAAUGUAACUGUUAACAUUUUACAUGAAUAACUUCAUCCAAAAGUUAAUGUCUGUUAGCUGUUGGCUUCUGAAUACUCAGACUCACCCAUGUAAACUCGUAUAGGCGAGUCCCUUUGGUGGUGGACGUGUAUUCACAAAGUCAGUAGUGAAAACCAUGACAUUCAUCACGUUCUUGUGGCUUCAAUAAAACUUCAUUUCAGUCAGCUGAUCAACAUAGAUGUUUGUAGAAUAAUAGUCCGUUUGAUGUGUCACUAAUUGCUGUUCAAUAAGACAAUGCAUGCAUACUUUUCAAAACUCAAAAACUAAUUCUUAGUUGUAAUUGACUAUGCAUUUGCCAUUUUAUCCAGUUACACAUCAAAGUGUAUUUGUGCAUUAAGAAGAAAAAUUAUAUGUGUUGAAAUCUUCAAUACCUUAAUUAUAGCUAUAUGUAUAUACUACAAAGCUAAAUGUAUGUGCUAUAUAGCUUAAUUUAUGUACUACAUAUGGGUAUAAAAUCACUGAUCACUACCUCUUGACUGUCACCUGUGUCUAUGCAUACAUAUGUAUGUGUAUAUUGUCAAUUAUAAUAAUACAUUAUAUAAUAAUGAUUGGCCAAGAGCUAGUCCAGAUUUAGAUGAUGUGAGAUGAUUUGUAUUAUUAGACUUGCAUAAAGUACAUAAAUCAAUGAGUUCGUUUUGUAAAAGAUAAAAUGAUGUAAGAAUUAGUUGAUAUAUUGUAAAAUGUGUCUUACUAGCGUGCUAUGCAGGUUCUAAAACAAUACAUGUAUUAUUGAACCUUGUAUGAUUGUUGAUGAAUCAAAACUGAUUAUUUUUAACCAUACUGGCUCUGGUCCUCCUGCUGGAUGAAACUUGAUUGCUGUAGUAAGUCAAUUGAUUAUGUAUUAGUUCUGGUAAUGCUUGUUGAAUUAUGCUUGCAAUUAAAGAUUUAUUUAC
Molecule: messenger RNA, 4256 nt
Organism: Dreissena polymorpha
Lineage: Eukaryota; Metazoa; Mollusca; Bivalvia; Myida; Dreissenidae
Product: 1-acyl-sn-glycerol-3-phosphate acyltransferase alpha-like
Exons: 6
Coding region: 44-886 (280 amino acids)
Biological process (GO): phosphatidic acid biosynthetic process
Cellular component (GO): endoplasmic reticulum; membrane
Molecular function (GO): 1-acylglycerol-3-phosphate O-acyltransferase activity
Source: RefSeq, a predicted model, not a curated record